Molecule: messenger RNA, 1178 nt
Organism: Verruconis gallopava
Lineage: Eukaryota; Fungi; Ascomycota; Dothideomycetes; Venturiales; Sympoventuriaceae
Exons: 1
Coding region: 90-1178 (362 amino acids)
Cellular component (GO): nucleus
Source: RefSeq, a predicted model, not a curated record
GCGCAAGGGUCCGAGUGUCGGCAACCUUUCCCCCUCCGGCACGUCCGUCUUUGACAUGUCCUGUUGGUAAAACGUCACAAACACCAGCCAUGCACUCCAAGGACGCGCACCUGUACGGCGUGCCGAAGCCGAAGAAGGCGCCCGGCAAGGAUAUGUCCUCGUCGUCGUCCUCGCUGGCCUUCACGUCGCAGCUGUCGUCGCUGAUCGCGAGUGGCAAGGAUGCGAGAGAGCGGACGGCGCCGGCCAGGCCGCGGCCAAAGAAGGACGACAUCUUCUCCGUGCACAACAGGAACGCCAAGAAGCGGGCCUUGAAGGACCUCGACGAGGUGGACUUUGCGCAGAGGCAUUCCACGAGCAGCGAGGCCGUCGACGAGGCGACGUGGCGUCGGGCCAAGCGCAAGAUGGAGGAGAAGGCGCGCCUGUACGCGGCCAUGAAGCGCGGCGACAUCGAAGACCUGGAGGACAAGUAUGCGGUCGACUUCGACCGGAAGUGGGCGGAGGCGCAAGAAGCGGGCGGCGACGCGACGUCCUCGACCGACGACGAGGACGAGGACGAGGCGCCCAGCGACGGCGAGGAGCUGGUCGACUACGUGGACGAGUUCGGGCGCAACCGGCGGGGCACACGGGCGCAGGCCGAGCGGGCAGCGCGCAGGCAGCAGACGCAGGCGGCGAACGCGGCCGACGACCGGUUCACAGCGCGGCCGAGCAUGCCGGCGCAGCUGAUCUACGGUGACACGAUACAGUCGGCCGCGUUCGACCCGGAUGCGGGCGUAGCGGAGCGGAUGGCGGCACUGGCGGCAAAGCGGGAUGCGGCGACGACUCCGCCGCCGGAGACGCACUUUGACGCGCGGCACGAGGUGCGCACCAGGGGCGCGGGCUUCAUGCCUUUUUCUGCAGACGCAGAGGAGCGGAAGCGGGAGAUGGAGGCGCUGGAGGCGCAGCGGCGCGAGACGGAAGCACAGCGUGCAGAGGCAGCGCGUAGGAAAGAAGAGCGGAGGCGUGAGGUAGAGGAGCGCAGGCGAAAGAUCCAGGAGCGACGCACAGCCAAAAAGACGGACCGAUUUCUGAAGGAAUUGUUGGGCGAGCUGGAGGAGAAGGAGAUUAAGACAAAGGAUGAGGACGGCGAUGUGAAGAAAGAGCCGGACAUGGCCUCGCACGAGCCUGUCGUCAGCACCUGA